This is a messenger RNA of Leptosia nina, 2007 nucleotides long. NCBI's taxonomy places the organism in Eukaryota, Metazoa, Arthropoda, Insecta, Lepidoptera, Pieridae. The record is from the annotation of a GenBank genome assembly.
AUGAGUGCAAGCAAAGUGCAAACAAACGUGGACCUAGAUAAGGAGAGGAUAAAAUGCAAUUUUAAUAUUCAAGAACUCACGUACAUUAUUGACGGUGGAAAACAUAAAACACUGCAACGUAGACAAAUCGAGAACAAUGUUUUUACAUCUGGUAAGCAUGAGGAUCAGGUCCCAGACGAAUGCCUCAGCUUAAAAGAGCGUUAUGAAAAUGCAGUAAGAAAAUCUCUCGACUACGGUGACUUAGUGAGGAACGAAUUGCUCGCUAUAACUGGAUUGGAAAACUUUGGUACUCCGAUCCUGCGCCGGACCGCCGAUGCAUUCUUUAAGGAAAUAUCACCGCUUUUGCUACACUUGGGUAUGUUUGUUCCAACUAUCAUGGGUCAAUGUACGGCGGAACAACAAGCGAAAUGGUUGCCUUUAGCGUUGAACCUUGAAAUUUACGGAACUUAUGCUCAGACGGAGUUAGGCCAUGGCACCUUCAUUAGAGGGUUAGAGACUACCGCCACGUAUGAUUCUUCUACUGAGGAGUUUGUUUUGCAUACACCAACGUUAACAGCAUACAAAUGGUGGGGAGGAGGGUUGGGCAAAACUGCAAAUCAUUGUAUCGUGGUAGCCCAGCUGUACACUAAAGGAAAAUGCUAUGGGGUGCAUACCUUUAUUGUUCAAAUACGUGAUGCUGAAACGCACGAACCCCUCCCGGGCAUCAAAGUAGGCGAAAUAGGUCCAAAAAUGGGCUUUAACACGGCUGACAAUGGGUAUCUGGGGUUUGAUCAUUACCGGAUCCCUAGAGAGAAUAUGUGCAUGAAAAAUGCUCAAGUAUUGAAGGACGGUACGUACAUGAAGCUAGGCAAUGCCAAGCUAACUUAUGGCACUAUGGUGUUUGUGCGCGUGACUCUCGUAUCGGAUUCAGCAUUCAACCUUGCAAAGGCAGCAACUAUAGCUGUGCGUUAUUCUGCUGUUAGACGACAAUCAGAAGCGAAGCCAGGUGCACCUGAGCCCCAAGUACUAGACUAUCCCACGCAACAACACAAAUUGUUUAUUUGUAUCUCAUCUGCCCUGGCCAUGCAAUUCACUGCGAACUGGCUCUGGAAAACAUUUACCAAGUAUCUCAGUGAAAUGAAGAAGGGAAACGUAGAUAAUUUACCUGAGUUGCACGCUCUAUCUAGUUGCCUGAAAGCUGUGAGUACUUCAGAUGCUGCUGCGUAUAUUGAACAAUGCAGAUUGGCGUGUGGAGGGCACGGGUACAUGACGUCAUCCAGGCUUCCGCAUAUAUACUCCUUUGUAGUCGCUACUAGGACCUAUGAAGGAGACUAUACGGUUCUGUUAUUACAGACAGCGAGGUUUCUCAUAAAAGCUUGGGAACAGGCUGAGUCCGGUGUAAAUUUAACGCCUACGGUUUCUUACUUAAGCCGCGCUUGUAAAGUGAAAAAUACAUGGGAAAACAGUUCUGAAGGUAUCAUAAGGUCUUUCGAAGCGGUGGCUGCCGGCAAAAUUGCGCAUUGUGUGAAAAAUAUAAGAGAAAAAAUGCAAAACGGUUUAGACUUAGAUGAAGCGUGGCUACUAACGACAAAUCUGCUCGUUUCUGCAGCUGAGGCACACUGUAGAGCAGUUCUGCUAAGAGUGUAUCAUGAAGAAGCCAAGCGACUGACAGAAGAGUCGAGUUUAAAUGUGAAGGAAGUGGUGGAUCAGCUUGUGCAACUCUAUUUAACAUAUUGGAGUCUAGAAAGAACUGGUGAUUUGCUGCGAUACACAUCAAUUUCGGAAAACAAUAUACAUCAAUUGGAAAAAAAAUACGAAGAACUCCUGGCUGCCAUCAGACCCAAUGCAGUUGGCUUAGUGGACGCGUUUGAUAUCUGCGAUGAGAUAUUACAGUCAACACUUGGUGCUUAUGAUGGGAGGGUCUAUGAGCGUCUUAUGGAGGAGGCUCUCAAAACACCACUUAAUUCUGAGUCCGUGAACCCUGCAUUUCAUAAAUAUUUGAAGCCGUAUCGUCAAGCCAAACUGUGA